AUGUGUUUCGGAGGAAAGAACGAGAGGUCGGACGAUCCGCCGCCACGACCGGCUCAAAACUACCAGAGCCAGAGUAACGACAACGCCGGUUUUAAUAAUAGCAGCAGCAAAGACCACAAGAUGAGCAGCUCUGCCAGCAACAGCCCCUACAGCAACCCUCCCGGCCAGGGCCAGUUCAACAAUGCCGGCGUCGGCGGAUCGGCGCCCAGCAACUACGGCGCGCCGGGACAGGAGCAGUACGCGCCGCCGCCCGGUCCUCCGCCCUCGCACACCCAGCAGCCGCAGGACGACUUUGCGCCUCCUCCCGGCCCUCCGCCGUCACAUCGGCCGUCGCAGCAAGCGCAGGACGAGUACGCGCCGCCGCCCGGCCCGCCCCCGGGCAAGAGCCGCGAUAACACGGGCUGGAUAGCGCCGCCGCAGGACGGUCCCUCGCAGCCGCCGAAGCAGCAGCACGAUUGGGAAGCGGCAGUGCCGGACACGUCGCUGUUUCCACCGCCGCCGGCCAUUUUCAGCGGCUACGACGCCUCGCCGGUCAACAACUCAACCGAGGCCGAGGCGGAAGCCGGCGAGGCCUGGUGCGCGCAGUACCCUCUCACGCAGCCCAUCCGGCUCGACGCCGCCGGCGCCGAGGCUCUACGCAGCAGCAACUUUCGGCUCAUCGAGCCCCAGGGGUUCCGUGGCCGCCUGACCUGGCAAGGUGCGGGCGCGUGGGCGGUCAGCACGCCGCGCGACGCGCCUGACGCCACGCUCAUCAGCUACCCGCCGCUGUACGUGGUGUCGGAGCACGACCCGACACGCACGGGGCGUCCUCGGAGCGUCUACUACGAGGUAAAGAUUAGCCGCAACAGCCCGUCGGCCAACGUGGCGCUGGGCUACACGGCGCUGCCGUACCCGGGCUUCCGGCUGCCCGGGUGGCACCGCGCGUCGCUGGCGGUGCACGGCGACGACGGGCACAAGUACAUCAACGACCGCUGGGGCGGCAAGGACUUUACAGUCGCGUUUAACCGCGGUGAUGUAUACGGCAUCGGGCUGCGCAUCGGGCCGUCGCGCGAGGCGGCGCACAAGGCGAGCGUGCACAUCUUCUUCACCAAAAACGGCGUCGAGGCGGGCGGGUGGGACCUACACGAGGAGACGGACGCGGAGCAGGACUUGCCGGUGACGGGCUUGGAGGGAUUUCACGACUUGUGUGCGUCGGUGGGCGUCUUUGAGGGUACCGAGUUUGAGGUGGUGUUUGAUCCGGCAAAGUGGAUGUAUCGGGGCAUUGGGAAGGAGUGA
Beauveria bassiana ARSEF 2860 is the source of this 1275-nucleotide messenger RNA. Its product is annotated as SPRY domain-containing protein. The transcript has a single exon. Gene Ontology annotation, molecular function: protein binding. Bases 1 to 1275 code for a protein of 424 amino acids. The record is from RefSeq and is a predicted model, not a curated record. Lineage: Eukaryota; Fungi; Ascomycota; Sordariomycetes; Hypocreales; Cordycipitaceae.